Molecule: messenger RNA, 474 nt
Organism: Lachnellula hyalina
Lineage: Eukaryota; Fungi; Ascomycota; Leotiomycetes; Helotiales; Lachnaceae
Gene: tif11
Product: Eukaryotic translation initiation factor 1A
Exons: 3
Coding region: 1-474 (157 amino acids)
Biological process (GO): translational initiation
Cellular component (GO): cytoplasm
Molecular function (GO): translation initiation factor activity; RNA binding
Source: RefSeq, a predicted model, not a curated record
AUGCCCAAGAACAAGGGAAAGGGAGGCAAGAAUCGUCGUCGUGGAAAGAACGAAAACGACAACGAAAAGCGUGAACUCACCUUCAAAGAAGAAGGCCAAGAAUAUGCACAAGUCCUAAAAAUGCUCGGCAACGGACGCCUCGAAGCCCUCUGUUUCGACGGCUCCAAGCGCCUCGCACACAUCCGCGGAAAACUACGCAAGAAAGUAUGGAUCAAUCAAGGCGACAUAAUCCUGCUGAGUCUCCGGGACUACCAAGACGAGAAGGGGGACGUGAUCCUAAAGUACAGCGCGGACGAGGCACGGUCGCUGAAGGCGUAUGGAGAAUUACCCGAGAGUGCGAAGAUUAAUGAGACGGAUACGUAUGGGCAGGAGGGAGAUGGGGAUUGCAAUUUCGAGUUUGAUGAGGAUCGGAGUGAGAGUGAGGAUGAGGAGGCGGGCGGGAAGGGGAAGGAGAUUGACGUUGAUGAUAUUUGA